Messenger RNA from Dioscorea cayenensis subsp. rotundata (Guinea yam), 1337 nucleotides. Its product is annotated as peroxisome biogenesis protein 7. The coding region runs from base 200 to 1156 and encodes 318 amino acids. The record is from RefSeq and is a predicted model, not a curated record. Gene Ontology annotation, biological process: protein import into peroxisome matrix. Lineage: Eukaryota; Viridiplantae; Streptophyta; Magnoliopsida; Dioscoreales; Dioscoreaceae. Gene Ontology annotation, cellular component: cytosol; peroxisomal matrix. The transcript has a single exon. Gene Ontology annotation, molecular function: protein binding.
UGAUCUUCACCAAGGUCCGAAGACUCAUCAACCCGGCGAAAGCGAAGCUCAUCAACCCGGCAACUCAUCAACCCGGCAAAAGCGAAGCUCAUCAACCCGGCGAAAGCGAAGCUCAUCAACCCGGCGAAACUCUCACCAGAUCUUCAUCAAUCAAUCAAGAGGGAGAGAGAGAGAGAGAGAAAACCCUAGAAAAGCGACGAUGCCAGCGUUCAGAACCCAGUUCAAUGGUUACUCCGUGAAGUUCAGCCCCUUCUACGAGUCCCGCAUCCUCGUCGCCACCGCCCAGAACUUCGGCCUCGUCGGCAAUGGCCGCCUCCACAUCCUCGACCUCUCCCCGGCCACCGGCGUCAUCUCCGAGCUCCGAUCCUUUGAAACCUCCGAUGGCAUCUACGACUGUGCCUGGUCUGAGUCCCAUGACUCCCUUGCCGUCGCCGCCGUCGCCGAUGGCUCCGUCAAACUCUGGGACGCCAAGCUCCCACCCUCUUCCAACCCCGUUCGCUCCUUCAACGAGCACGCCCGCGAGGUCUACGGUGUCGAUUGGAACCCUAUCCGCCGGGAUUCCUUCGUCACCGCCUCCUGGGACGAUACCCUCAAGCUCUGGACCGUUGAUCGCCCCACCAGCAUCCGCACGUUCCAGGAGCACACAUACUGCGUGUACUCUGUUUCUUGGUCCCCCCGCCAUGCCGAUGUCUUCGCCUCCGCCUCCGGCGAUAGCACUGUCCGCGUUUGGGACGUCCGUGACCGUGGAUCCAACGUCAUCAUCCCCGCGCAUAACAACGAGGUGCUGUCCUGCAAUUGGAACAAGUACGAUGAGUGUAUCCUCGCUACGUCGUCCGUUGACAAGACAAUCCGGGUUUGGGACGUGCGCUCGCCGCAAGCACCGCUUGUGUCUCUUGCAGGGCAUACCUAUGGGGUGAAGAUGGUGAAGUUCUCGCCUCAUCGGGAGAACAUUCUGGUUUCUUGCUCGUAUGAUAUGACAGUGAGGAUGUGGGAUUACCGGGCUGAGGACUCGAUGGUUUCUGUGUAUGACCAGCAUACUGAGUUUGUUUAUGGGUUGGAUCUUAGCGUCCUUAUUGAGGGGUUGAUUGCAAGCACUGGAUGGGAUGAGCUCGUUUAUGUGUGGCAACAUGGCAAUGACCCAAGAGCCAUGCCUUGAAUUCUGUAGAAUUUGUGUAGCAAUAUGAUUUACGGACAGAAGAAAGAUUAGGGUUCAAGAAUGAUUGAAGUCAGUGAGAAUAAGCAAGGAGAAGAAAUUCAUCAUUCUGGUAUGCUUUAUCAAAUGGUUAAUACAUUUCUUUUGAUAUAUAAAUUGGUAAAUGAAUUAGUUACUUGUUCAA